UGCAAGUGAAGCGAUAACAACAACAACAACAACAACAAAAAGGGACACACAUUUGGGGGUAAACUGAUACAGGGUAUUUGAUUCAUUUGAAACGUCCACUGUAAGGAUAAAUAGUCAUUCAAAAUGUAAUAAACUAGCACAUUGAUCAUCAAAACAGGUAGCCAACACUGGAAAUUGUUUUAUAUAAUUGCUGUAAUUAAUUGUUCCGUACAUAUCUGAUAAUAACAUUUUCUUUUCUGUUUUAUUUAGUUUUCGUUUUCGCUGGAAUACGUGACAGGAGUUGCAACUAUAGAUUAUAAUUAAAUCUGUGACUCUGUGCCAUCGGGAGGUCUCCUUAGAUAAAAUAAAACCCUAGAGAGCCGUAGUGAUUAUUAUUAUUAUUGACCCCCACCCCCCGAAAAAAAACACACACCCAAAACAAAAAUCUGAUUUUUAUACAGUUGAGUUGCAGUUUCGUUCACGACGUUACAGGCGCCACAAUGGAAAUCGUCUGGUUUGCAGCGCCCCUCAGUGGACAAGAACGUAGCUGCGUGCUGUAACAGUAAACGCUCAGUGCUCGCGAUAUAAAAACUAAUUUCUGAAUAAUAAUAAUGAGACACAAGUCGUGGAUAGAAGCACAGGAACGUAUAAAUACAAAUAAAAAUCAUGUUUGAGGUUUUACAUUUUCCAUAAAGGUUACGCAUGCGCAUUGUUUGUCUCGUGAUUGGCCCGCCUGAGUACCCCGGAAGUAGUGUGAAGGUCUUUGGCUGCAGUUUUGAGUUUGGAUAACUGAAGUCAAAAUGGGCGUAAAAAUAGAGAUGUUCAGAAUGAUGUUGUAUUUGUCUUUCCCCGUUACCAUGUUCUGGAUCUCGAAUCAAGCGGAAUAUUUUGAGGAAUACAUCGUAAAGAGGAAGAGGGAAAUCUUCCCCGCUGACGAGAGACUUAAUAGGAAAGAGUUGGAGGACUUUAAGGAGAGAAUGCGAACACGGAAGGAGCAGCGGGAACUGAAACAAAUCUGUAUGGAGUCAGAGAACUAAGGAUAUUUUGUGAAAUAUAUUUAUACUAAAACUGAUGAUGGUAUGUAAGGGAAAAAUGUAUGGAGUGGAGUGGAGAGAUUAGAAUUUUCAUGAGACUUUUCCCACUGAACUUUGAUUACGCAUGCAUGUGAUGUAAUUAAGGUUAUAUGGGGGUUCACCAAUUGAACAUGCCACUGGGCUUUUUUAUGUAUGGUCUUUUUAUUGUUUCCUUACUUUGAAUUAUAUCAGAUGUGAUGAGAGGGACUCCGUAAUAUUCUUGCAACCAUCACCUAUAAAUUUGACACAGGUUGUCAUGAUUUUGUGUGUGUGACUGCUUGUUUUCAUAUGCUAAGAGGGAGGAGCUCAUAAAUCAUUUGUUAAUAUGACAUUAAUAAAAGUACAGUGUGUACCAAAUCUACA
Messenger RNA from Phyllopteryx taeniolatus (common seadragon), 1415 nucleotides. RefSeq names its product protein PET100 homolog, mitochondrial. The transcript has 4 exons. Bases 780 to 1016 code for a protein of 78 amino acids. The record is from RefSeq and is a predicted model, not a curated record. Lineage: Eukaryota; Metazoa; Chordata; Actinopteri; Syngnathiformes; Syngnathidae. Gene Ontology annotation, cellular component: mitochondrial inner membrane; mitochondrion. Gene Ontology annotation, biological process: mitochondrial respiratory chain complex IV assembly.